Molecule: messenger RNA, 657 nt
Organism: Suncus etruscus (white-toothed pygmy shrew)
Lineage: Eukaryota; Metazoa; Chordata; Mammalia; Eulipotyphla; Soricidae
Product: cathepsin G-like
Biological process (GO): proteolysis
Cellular component (GO): cytoplasm; intracellular membrane-bounded organelle
Molecular function (GO): serine-type endopeptidase activity
Source: RefSeq, a predicted model, not a curated record
AUGGCCAAGAGCUGCAGCUAUAGGGCAUCAGCAGGGGAGAUCAUCGGGGGAGAUGAGGCCAGACCCCACUCUCUACCCUACAUGGUGUUUCUAAAGAUCUUUGAUAAGAAAUCUGGUGAAACAUUUCUAUGUGGAGGGGUCCUGAUCAGAAGGAACGUGGUGCUGACAGCCGCACACUGCCAGGGGAGCUACAUCAAGGCGGUCCUGGGUCUCCACAAUCUCAGACAGAUGGAGAAAAGCCGGCAGAAUAUCCUUGUGAGAAAAUUCUAUAUCAGCCACAAUUAUACUCAAGAAACCUUGUACCAUGACAUCAUGUUGCUGAGGGUAAGAGAAGAGUGCACUGCUGCAGCCUGGGGCAUGCUGAGCCCCUGGAAGGAUACCUACGCAGACACUCUGCAGGAGGUACAACUGAGGGUGCAGAAUGACUCGCUGUGUGAGAAUCUGUUUCCAAGUACUUAUGAGCCAAAAUCUCAGCUGUUUGGUGAGCCCGAUAUCACAAAGGCUACCUUUCAAGGAGAUUCUGGGGGUCCCCUCAUGUGCAACUAUGUGGCCCAGGGCAUCAUGUCCUAUGGAAAUGAAAAUGGAAAACCAACUGGUGUCUUCACUAGAAUCUCCAGUUUCCUACCCUGGAUACGGGCCACCCUGAGAAGGAUGUAA